This is a messenger RNA of Vicia villosa (hairy vetch), 1798 nucleotides long. RefSeq names its product dolichyl-diphosphooligosaccharide--protein glycosyltransferase 48 kDa subunit-like. NCBI's taxonomy places the organism in Eukaryota, Viridiplantae, Streptophyta, Magnoliopsida, Fabales, Fabaceae. The record is from RefSeq and is a predicted model, not a curated record. Gene Ontology annotation, cellular component: oligosaccharyltransferase complex; endoplasmic reticulum membrane. Gene Ontology annotation, molecular function: protein binding. The coding region runs from base 96 to 1610 and encodes 504 amino acids. The transcript has 13 exons.
UUAGUAAACCCAAUAACCAAGAAGCCCAAAACCCAAACCUAAUUCCCCAAACAAACCAACAGACUCGUGCUUCAUCCAAUUAAGCCUCUCCGACGAUGCAGAUCUUCGUAAAAGAGUCGUCCGAUACCAUCGACAAUGUGAAAGCCAAAAUCCAAGACAAAGAAGGAAUCCCACCGGACCAGCAACGUCUCAUUUUCGCCGGCAAACAGCUCGAAGACGGCCGCACUCUAGCUGACUACAACAUCCAGAAGGAAUCCACUCUUCACCUUGUUCUCCGUCUCCGCGGUGGCGCCUUGCAUUGCUCUCAAAUGGCGAAGCUCAUCUUCCUCUUUCUCACUCUCAUUCCAGUUCUCUGCACUUCCUUCUCUCCUGAUAAACCCUCAGAUCGUCGCAUCCUUGUCUUAGUUGAUGAUUUUGCAGUCAAAUCUUCACAUUCUCUAUACUUCAAAUCUCUCCAAUCUCGCGGAUUCGAUCUCGAUUUCAAGCUCGCCGAUGACCCCAAAAUCGCGCUCCAGAGAUACGGACAGUAUCUCUAUGAUGGAUUAGUUUUGUUUUCCCCAACAAUUGAACGUUUUGGUGGAUCUAUUGAUGCUGCUGCUAUUUUGGAUUUUGUUGAUUCCGGUCAUGAUUUGAUAGUUGCUGCUGAUAAUAAUGCAUCUGAUUUAAUCAGGGAAAUUGCUACUGAGUGUGGAGUGGACUUUGAUGAGGAUUAUACUGCUGUUGUUGUAGAUCAUGCGGGAUAUGCAGUCUCCUCUACUGAAGGGGAUCAUACAUUGAUUGCUAGCGAUGAUUUCAUUAAGUCUGACGUGAUCUUGGGAAGCAAAAAAAUUGAGGCUCCGGUGCUUUUCCAGGGAAUUGGGCAUUCAUUGAAUCCUUCUAAUAGCCUGGUGUUGAAAGUUCUAUCAGCAUCUCCUACAGCUUUUUCUGCCAACCCAAAAUCUAAGUUGACAAGUCCUCCAUCACUACUUGGAUCUUCAAUCUCAUUAGUUUCAGUUAUACAGGCUAGAAACAAUGCUAGGAUAUUGAUCUCUGGCUCAUUGAGCAUGUUCAGCAACCGAUUUUUCAAUUCAGGUGUGCAGAAGGCAGGCAGUCCAACCAAACACGUCAAGUCAGGCAAUGAGCAGUUCUUGACUGAACUUAGCAAAUGGGUUUUGCAUGAAAGAGGUCACCUCAAGGCGGUGAAUGUGCAACACCACAAAGUCGGGGAAACUAAUGAACCAUCGAUCUACAGGAUCAAUGAUGAUUUGGAAUACUCUGUUGAAAUUUAUGAGUGGUCUGGGACAACAUGGGAACCUUAUGUUGCUGAUGAUGUUCAAGUUCAAUUUUACAUGAUGAGCCCCUAUGUCUUGAAGAAUUUAUCAAAUGACAAGAAGGGUCGUUAUUUCACAUCGUUUAAGGUUCCUGAUGUCUAUGGGGUUUUCCAGUUCAAAGUUGAGUAUAAUCGACUUGGAUAUACAAGCUUAUCUUUAGCAAAGCAGAUUCCUGUUCGUCCUUUCAGACACAACGAAUACGAGAGAUUUAUCGCAUCUGCCUAUCCUUAUUAUGGGGCAGCGUUUUCGAUGAUGGCAGGUUUCUUUGUCUUCAGUGCUGUUCAUCUUUACAACAAGUAGAUCAUUGCAUUGCACGAAGUUAAUGUAGUCUGUAACAUGGGAGCUGUACUUAUAUUGAGAUUGAAAAUUUUGAUUAGGCAAUGAUAGAAAUCAUAAAACAGGUGUUUCUAACAUUAAUAUAGACUUGUUACUCUUAUUAUUAUUAUUAUUCUGUCAUUUGAUUUUUAGUAUUUAGUUGUGAACAUCAA